This is a messenger RNA of Podarcis muralis (Common wall lizard), 2258 nucleotides long. RefSeq names its product kynurenine aminotransferase 3 (gene KYAT3). Gene Ontology annotation, cellular component: mitochondrion; cytoplasm. Lineage: Eukaryota; Metazoa; Chordata; Lepidosauria; Squamata; Lacertidae. Gene Ontology annotation, molecular function: L-kynurenine:2-oxoglutarate transaminase activity; pyridoxal phosphate binding. Gene Ontology annotation, biological process: biosynthetic process. The record is from RefSeq and is a predicted model, not a curated record.
CGGCUGAGGGGAGAUAGGAGGAGGAGGCCGCGCUCCGACCCGCCGCCGUCCUUUUCCUGAACUUUUUGCCCCGCCAGCUUCGGGUCGACCGCCGCUAACGAGGCUUCUCGUCCCUUCACACGUUAAAUAUGAGGGGAGGAAAGGGGACAAAAUGGCCUCGGGGGAGCCUCCUGGAAAUAAGAGGAUACCUGCACCUUCAGGAGGGAGGAGGCGAGAGACCCGGAGGCGGGCGAGGAAGGAGAAGCCCCUAACCUUGAGGGGGCCAAAGGGCAGGGGAAGCCCGCGUGGUGGGAGCAGUAGCAUGUUCUUUGCUCAGCAAUGCUUCAGCUACCUUGGCACUAGAACAUCACUACUGAAGAUUACUUACCCUUUGAGAUACUUCAGGGUUUCAUCCUCUCCUACCAUGACCUUCAAGCACAAAAAUGCAAAACGAAUUGAAGGGCUGGAUAGCAAUGUGUGGGUGGAAUUUACAAAAGUUGCUGCAGAUCCCUCAAUCGUUAAUCUGGGACAAGGACUUCCAGAUAUAUCUCCUCCUAACUAUGUUAAAGAAGCAUUAGCCAAAGCAUCCUCUGUGGAUAUGCUGAACCAGUACACCCGGGGUUUUGGACAUCCUUCGUUGGUGAAAGUCUUGUCCCAAGUGUAUGAAAAAGUUUGUGGAAGAAAGAUUGAUCCAUACACUGAUAUCCUGGUGACAAUAGGGGGAUAUGGAUCUCUGUUCAGUGCAGUGCAGGGACUCAUUGAAGUAGAAGAUGAAGUGAUAAUAAUAGAACCCUUCUUUGACUGUUAUGAGCCAAUGGUGAGGAUGGCAGGAGCCAAGCCUGUUUUUAUACCCUUGAGAUAUAGACCUGCAGCCGGAGAGACUGCCUCUAGUGCGGACUGGGUCUUGGAUCCUGCUGAACUUGCAAGUAAAUUUAAUUGCAAGACGAAAGCUAUUAUAUUGAAUAACCCUCACAAUCCUAUAGGAAAGGUCUAUACGAAAGAAGAGCUCCAGAUGAUUGCUGAUCUCUGUAUUAAAUAUGACACCCUGUGCAUCAGUGAUGAAGUAUACGAAUGGCUGGUAUACACUGGCAAUAAACACAUUAAGAUAGCUACUUUGCCUGGAAUGUGGGAAAGAACAGUAACUGUAGGAAGUGCUGGAAAAACAUACAGUGUAACUGGCUGGAAGCUUGGCUGGUCUGUUGGUCCCCAACAUCUGAUAAAGCAUUUGCAGGUGGUUCAACAAAAUACACUCUAUACAUGCCCAACUCCAUUACAGGAAGCUGUGGCACAAGCCUUUUUGAUAGACUUGAAGCGCAUGGAUGACCCAGAGUGCUACUUCUAUUCUUUGCCUAGAGAGCUGGAAGACAAACGAAACCGAAUGGCUCACAUGCUCCUGGGAGUUGGGCUGAAACCUGUUGUUCCAGAGGGAGGAUACUUUAUGAUUGUUGACGUGUCUACAUUAAAUGUAGAUCUGUCUGACAUGGAAAAAGAUAAACCUUAUGAUUAUAAAUUUGUGAAAUGGAUGAUAAAAUCUAAGAAACUGUCAGCUAUUCCUCUCACCUCCUUCUGCGGCCCUGAGACCAAAGAACAGUUUGAAAAGUACAUACGGUUUUGCUUCAUCAAAAAAGACAGCACCUUGGAUGCAGCAGAAGUGAUCCUGAAGAACUGGAAGAAAGAUUGACCCAGAACUUAACCUCUUCUGCCAUUUCUAGAAAUAUAUGCUCAGUCAUAAAUUUAUAACUAGACCAAGAAUGUCACAUUUCAGGUUACCCUUUCUAAAUUACACUGUGCUGCCAUCUGCUGGAUAUUUAAUAUUAAUAAUGUGAGCCAACAUACUGGUUUUGACCUUGUAAAAAUUAUAGUCUGUUUUCCAAAAUAUUCAGUGGAAACCUUUUCCAGCAAUCUUCUUUUCUUCUUUUCUAAACACACUGAAGUAAAAUUUGUGCAGGCUACAUCCACCAGAGCCCUGUUCUGUGACCUACUUUAUACUUGUACAAAUUAUUAAUGCAUUUAUUGCACCGCUUUGGUUUAUUUUUGUCAAACAGCAGCCUUUCUGCAAUCCAGACAAAAUUCUGUAUGAGGACAUUGAGUGUGGAUUUGUGGGCAGGGUCCUUGCUUUACAUGGCUUGGCCAGCCAAGGGCAUAGCAUAGUAGCAGAGGAAAGGCAGCACAGAUGGGCAUGGGAGCUAGGCGUUGGAACAAGCAGUCUUUUCAUUCAGUUCUAUUGCUCAUGAUUAAGUGUGUGUGUGCCAACACACACACACACAGACAGACAGACA